This is a messenger RNA of Periconia digitata, 1069 nucleotides long. The record is from the annotation of a GenBank genome assembly. Lineage: Eukaryota; Fungi; Ascomycota; Dothideomycetes; Pleosporales; Periconiaceae.
UCUCAAUCUGACCACUACCUGCCAUCGGUCGUCGUGGAUUCUCAGCAACUGGAAAGAUUCAAAUCAUCAGGACAUAACAGCAUCCACCCCAAACAUCAAAAGCUCAUCCAACACACACAACCAAUCACCCAAGAUAUAUAUACAUAUAAAGAAAAAGAAAAUGACCACCGCCAAACCCACCACCAAACAAACAGUAACCUGGUCCGACCUCCCCGCCUGGCAACGCGACAACCACUACAUCCACACGCACUACCGCCCAGCCAGCUCCUCGUACCUCAAAUCGCUCCUCUCGCUAACAUACCUACACAACGAGUCGGUAAACAUCUACACGCACCUCAUCGGCAGCCUAACCUUCCUGCUGCUCCCCAUGAUAACGCACAAAUCGCUAACAACGCGGCACGCAACGGCAACGGUCGAAGACGCGCUCGUCUUCACCGCCUUCUUCGGCAGCGCAGUCGCGUGUCUGGGGAUGAGCGCAGCCUACCACACCAUCUCGAACCACAGCCACCGCGUCGCGGUGUGGGGCAACAAACUCGACUACCUAGGCAUCGUGGCGUUGAUCUGGGGCAGUUUCAUCCCCGUGCUGUUUUAUGCGUUCCAGGAGGAUGUGCGGUUGAUGAGGUGGUAUGGCGGCAUGAUUACGUCGUUGGGGGUCGCGACGGCCGGCGUGGCUACGCAGCAGCGGUUCCGCACGCCUGCGCUGCGGCCGUUCCGCGCCGCCAUGUUUGUUGCUAUGGGGUUGAGUGCUGUUGUGCCGGUUGUGCAUGCCGCGAGGCUGUAUGGUGUGCAGAGGUUGAGGGCGAGUGCCGCGUUGGAUUGGGUCGUUUUGCAGGGCGUCUUGUAUAUUGUUGGCGCUGCUGUUUACGCUGCGAGGUUCCCCGAGAGGACGUGGCCUGGUGCGUUCGAUGUUUGGGGGAGUAGUCAUCAGAUUUUUCAUGUGUUGGUUGUUGCUGCUGCGGCCGUGCAUUUGGUGGGGUUGGUGAAGGCGUUUGAUUUUGUGCAUGAGAGAAGGGGAGGUGUGGCCAAGUAUGUGGUAUUAGCGGAGAAAGGGACGUGGUAUGGUGCUUAG